Pogonomyrmex barbatus (red harvester ant) is the source of this 2841-nucleotide messenger RNA. Its product is annotated as maltase A2. Lineage: Eukaryota; Metazoa; Arthropoda; Insecta; Hymenoptera; Formicidae. Gene Ontology annotation, biological process: carbohydrate metabolic process. The record is from RefSeq and is a predicted model, not a curated record.
GAAUCGCUCGCGGAGAUCGUGGACGGUUGCUGGACGGACAGUCAGCGGGGGAAACAGGAGACGAAUAUAUUGCUAAAUAUAAUACGAGACACACGGUUCUACUGACCGUCGGCACGUGAAGCGGCAUGACGACGGCGACGACGGUGACGAUGAUGGCGACGGCGAGGGCGACGGUAACGGUAACGGCGACGGUAACUAUUUGAGACCGUCUGUUCAUACCGUUGACCUUUCACUUUCGUCGACGAUAAUUGUGAAAGCUGUCGUGUCUCUGUAAGAUCUGUGGUCGUGGAAAACAAAGUGGUGAAUUUUUUCCAGACAAGUGUGUCCGCGAAUCAGGGAUCUCUCGGUACGAGUUGCUUAAAUUACGAUAUUUUUUUUCGGACUUUAUCGUGAUUCGAUCGAUCCCUCAAUUGUCGUCAUCGUUGUCAAAAGUCAUAGAUAUGAGUAUCCAAAAACCUGAAGAUCUUCUGUCGGUUGUUAUAUCGAGUGAACUUCCGGAUUCUCGACAGCUAUUUAUAAAUCAAGAUCAACAGGAUGAAGAAGCGUCUGAUUGUCCUCUAUUAACACCGAGUCCACCACCUAUCCAAACCGACGAGACUCUGCAGUCGACGCCGAUAUUCAACGCUCUAGAAGGAGCUCCAUUAGAGAUGAUACCCACGCCAACGCUUGAGAAUAUUAAUACGGAGGAUGGACUUAACUUCAUGAAUAUCGUGAAUAGUUCAAGCAAACCUUUAAAUGAUGGUGCGUUUUUCUUGGCUAUUUCCAUUCCAUUGUUGCACCUCGGCACACAAUGAAACACUCAUUACAAUACAUUUGUGGCCUUCAAUAAUGUUAUUAAUACUGCCUAUCAGCAUCUCGCACCAGAUGCUCAAGCUUUAUUUUACAACCAGGAGAACGGUGGCAAGCCACCGCUCGUUGGGAUUCAACUGGUGGUGCCAAAACCGCCUAAGGAUUAUCGCUUUAUGAAGUGGAACUGGCCGUUAAUUCGGAAGACAUGCUACUGGUCAUUAAUGUCGAUCUUGACCGGAUGCGCCGCUCUUGUUAUCGGUGUUAUCGCCACAAUGCCUAAGACAUGCGAUCCACCGGUGGAAUGGUGGCAAGGCAGCACCUUCUACGAAAUAUUCCCGGCCUCCUUUCAGGACUCCACGAAGGGUGCCGAUGGGAUCGGCGAUUUGCGCGGGAUAAUAAUGCGACUCGAUUAUCUGAAGGAUCUUGGAGUGCGAGUCAUUCGACUUAACUCGAUAUUCCCAGCACCGCAUUAUCCGGAAUAUUACUCGGAUAUUAGCAACAUGACGGAUGUGAAUAGAGAGUUGGGCACACUCGAGGAUUUCUCUAUUCUCGUGCGCGAGAUACACAGACGAAAUAUGAGUAUAGUUCUCGAUUUGCCCCUGUAUCCAUUCGUGAAGAGCUCGAGCGAUGCGACAGCGAAGGCAAAUGAGACCGAGCUUCGAGAGAGACGUGAUCUCGUGAACAAUGCCAUAACUUCUGACGCAGUACUUCCGUCCGCACCGUCUACGUCGAUCGAAGUCAUUCGCAACGCUCUAUCGUUUGUACCGCCAUCUUCGCCGCAGGAGAUAAAAAAGAGACAAACAUUUCCAUCCAAUCAUUCGAAUCGUCAACAGGAGCACCCGAUCAGUGAGGCCAUUAAGAUAUGGCAGCAGAGAGGAGUGGAUGGUUUCUAUCUAAAGGGUCUGGAGCAUUACGUUAACGAGGAUACUUUCGUGAGUGAUCUUAGGUAUUGGAGGUUUCUUCUACGUCCAGGCAGUAUCUUUAUUUGUCACGUGGGGACUUUGAAUGCCGCCACCUCCGUCCCCGUGAGAAACUCCAUCAUGUCUAGGAUAGAUCUGAUCGAUGUGAAUUUGGAUCUAACGAAGAGCACGAGGAACAUCAAGACGCAGAUAGAGAGUAUCACCAAGGGUGUAUUCUUCGACAAAUCCGCUUAUCCGUGGAUACACUGGUCCGUAGGUGGUGUGGACACCAACAGAGUGGCUUCCACCAUGACUGUCAAGAAUGCCAGCAUAGCGGCUUCUCUUCUCGGCAUGAUGCUGCCCGGCUCACCCAAUAUAUUCUACGGAGAUGAGAUAGGUAUUGAAGACUGUGACUGCCAGGAUCACAAAGAUUUAGCGCAUGUGCACAAUUUAGUCCCAAUGUAUUGGGAAAAGAAGGACGGCUCUGGUACCAGUUUUUCGUCUUUAGGAAUCACCACUUGGUUACCAGAAGCUGGGAAGCCUGUAGAAACUAGUUUAAAAAAUACUGUUAAGGAAAUGAUAAAAUUAAGGAUGGAAGCGCCACCGGUUUAUGUUAAUGCGGUAUUAAGAGAAAAUCAAAUUAUUGUGAACUGUGAUGUUAGGUACGUGGAAGAUGAAAUGAUCGUAAUUGAGCGGUGGUACCCGCGGCGAAAUUCCUAUGUGUUUGUAGCCAAUUUUGGCAAUCAAACGCGCAUAAAGGAUUUAUCGUCUCUUUAUUAUAGCGGUUAUGUUGUUGUUGGACCAAGAUACAGAAUGAAUCGAGACGUGUACUUCAAAGAACUUAGCGUUCCACCUGGGGAAGCGUUUGUUAUAAAAUUAGAUAAAUAAGAGAGUUUUAUCAUGAAACAAUCGCCAGUAUUACUUAAACACAAUGUUAAAACACAUUAAAAAUAUGAAUACCUUACAACGAAAUUCAAUUUUAUAAAAAUUCGUUUUUUUUUUUAUGAAACUAACUUUUAAGAUCAAAUUUUUAGAUUUAAGAUAAAAUCUUGGAUUAUAAACUACUUAAUUAUGAAUGAUUGAAAUAAGAGACUGUUUAUGAAUUGUUUUAGAAAUGAUGAUAAAUAAAAAAUAUUAUUUUAUUAUUUUGAAA